UUUAAGCCACUGUCCCCCCUGUUCUGCACCUUCACUGGGGUCCACUCCUGCCUGUCGUUUUAGUCACCUGCGUGCUGCUUUAUGCCCUAGCCCCCAACACUCCUCAGAUUUAUAGUCUGUUUCGGGCAAGGACUGUCUUACUCUUCUUUGAUGCUUUUCAGGUUUCAUGCAUGGGAAGUAGAAACUGAAUAAGCAGCUAUUAAACAUAAUGUAGGGCAGUCUCCAAGACAAUGAGAAAGCCACGGGUUGACACCGCCUGACGGAGCGAAAGCCAGCUGGCUCCCUCGCUGCUCUACCACUUGCCCUCAGCUCCUCUUGUCCCUCCCGUCUGCUCUGUAAAGUGCAUGUCACUCUGAUGGACACAAGCACCGCACAGGGAGAGCUGGGCUGGCUGCUGGAUCCGGAGGAUGGGUGGAGUGGGGUGCAGCAGAUCCUGAAUGGGACACCCCUCUACAUGUACCAAGACUGCCCAGUGCAAGAAGGAGGAGACACUGACCACUGGCUCCGCUCCAACUGGAUCUACCGGGGGGAGGAGGCCUCGCGGGUCCACGUGGAGCUGCAGUUCACCGUGAGGGACUGUAAGAGUUUUCCCAGAGGGGCCGGGCCUCUCGGCUGCAAGGAGACCUUCAACCUUCUGUACAUGGAGAGCGACCAGGACGUGGGCGUCCAGCUCCGAAGGCCCAUGUUCCAGAAGGUGACCACGGUGGCUGCGGACCAGAGCUUCACGAGUCGAGACCUCGCGUCCGGCACGAUGAAGAUGAACGUGGAGCGCUGCUCCUUGGGCCGCCUGACCCGCCGCGGCCUCUACCUCGCCUUCCACAACCCCGGGGCCUGUGUGGCCCUGGUGUCCGUGCGCGUGUUCUACCAGCGCUGCCCCGAGGCUGUGCAUGGCCUGGCCCGAUUCCCCGACACUCUCCCCGGGCCCGGCGGCUUGGUGGAAGUGGCGGGCGCCUGCUUGCCCCACGCCCAGGCCAGCCCUGGGCCCUUGGGUGCACCCCGCAUGCACUGCAGCCCUGACGGCGAGUGGUUGGUGCCGGUGGGGCGGUGCCACUGCGAUCCCGGCUAUGAGGAAGGUGGCAAGGAGUGCGUGGCCUGCCCUAGUGGCUCCUACUGGGCGGACAUGAACCCACCCCAUUGUCUCAAGUGCCCCCAACACAGCACAGCCGAAUCUGAGGGGGCCACCAUCUGUACCUGUGAGAGUGGCCAUUACCGAGCCCCUGGGGAGGGCGCCCAGGCAGCGUGCACACGUCCCCCCUCUGUCCCUCGAAACCUGAGCUUCUCUGUUUCCGGAUCUCAGCUCUCCCUGCGUUGGGCGCCCCCAGCAGAUAUGGGGGGGCGCCAGGAUGUGAGAUACAGCGUGGGGUGUUCUCAGUGUCGGGGAGCGGCGCUGGACAGUGGGCCUUGCCAGCCCUGUGGGGGGAGCGUGCGCUUCUCCCCAGGGGCCAGCGGGCUCACCGCACCUGCUGUGCGCGUCGAUGGCCUCGAACCCUACGCCAAUUACACCUUUACCAUCGAAGCCCAAAAUGGGGUGUCGGGGGUGGGCAGCACUAAGCACGCCAGCGCCUCGCUCAACAUCAGCAUGGGGCAUGUAGAGUCACUGUCAGGCCUGUCCCUGAGGCUGGUGAGGAAGGAGCCCCGGCAGCUGGAGCUGAGCUGGGCGGGGGGCUGGCCCCGCAGCCCCGGCGGGAACCUGAGCUAUGAGCUGCACGUGCUGAACCAGGACGAAGAACGGCACCAGAUGGUACUGGAACCCAGGGUCCUGCUGACCGAACUGCAGCCAGACACCACGUACAUCGUGCGGGUCCGAACGCUGACCCCGCUGGGCCCUGGCCCCUUCUCCCCCGACCACGAGUUUCGGACCAGCCCACCAGUUUCCAGGGGCCUGACUGGAGGUGAGAUUGUGGCCAUCAUCUUCGGGCUGCUGCUGGCUGUGGCGCUUCUGCUCGGGAUCGUGGUCUGCCGGUCCAGGAAAGGUCGGAGGCGACGGCAGCAGAGGCAGCGUGACCGUGUCACCAACGUGGACCGAGAGGACAAGCUGUGGCUAAAGCCUUAUGUGGACCUCCAGGCAUAUGAGGACCCUGCCCAAGGAGCGCUGGACUUCACCCAGGAGCUCGAUCCAGCCUGGCUGAUCGUGGACACUGUCAUAGGGGAAGGGGAGUUUGGGGAAGUGUAUCGAGGGAACCUGAGAAUCCCCGGCCAGGACUGCAAGACCGUGGCCAUUAAGACCCUGAAGGACACAUCUCCAGAUGGCCAGUGGUGGAACUUCCUUCGAGAGGCAACAAUCAUGGGCCAGUUCAACCACCCACACAUUCUGCACCUGGAAGGCGUGGUCACAAAGAGAAAGCCCAUCAUGAUCAUCACGGAGUUUAUGGAGAAUGGAGCCCUGGAUGCCUUCCUGAGGGAGCGGGAGGACCAGCUGGUCCCUGGGCAGCUGGUGGCCAUGCUGCUGGGCAUCGCAUCUGGUAUGAACUACCUCAGUGACCACAGUUACGUCCACCGGGAUCUGGCUGCCAGGAACAUCUUAGUGAGUCAGAACCUGUGCUGCAAGGUGUCUGACUUUGGCCUGACCCGCCUCCUGGACAACUUCGAUGGCACCUACGAAACCCAGGGAGGAAAGAUCCCCAUCCGUUGGACAGCCCCCGAAGCCAUCGCCCAUCGGAUCUUCACCACAGCCAGCGACGUGUGGAGCUUUGGGAUUGUGAUGUGGGAGGUGCUGAGCUUUGGGGACAAGCCCUAUGGGGAGAUGAGCAAUCAGGAGGUAAUGAAGAGCAUCGAGGACGGGUACCGGCUGCCCCCUCCCGUGGACUGCCCUGCCCCUCUCUAUGAACUCAUGAAGAACUGCUGGGCCUAUGACUGCGGCCGUCGGCCCCCCUUCCAUCAGCUGAAAGCACAUCUGGAGCAACUGCUGGCCACGCCCCACUCCCUGCGGACCAUUGCCAACUUCGAUCCCAAGGUAACCCUUCGCCUGCCCAGCUUGAGUGGCUCAGAUGGGAUCCCCUAUCGGAGUGUCCCUGAGUGGCUGGAGUCGAUCCGCAUGAAACGCUACAUUCUGCACUUCCGCUCAGCUGGGCUGGACACCAUGGAGGGUGUGCUGGAGCUGACGGCCGAGGACCUGGUACAGAUGGGCAUCACGCUGCCAGGACACCAGAAACGCAUUCUUUGCAGUAUUCAGGGAUUCAAGGACUGAGCCCUCCCCUGUCCCUGCCCUGUCCUCAGGGAGCAGGGAUGGGGCCAUGGUCACGCAUGCCCCUUCCCUCAGCCUGCCAGGACCUGGUGCUGCUCCUGCCUGCCCGAGGAACUUGCCUCUGGAGCCUGGGAGCCUUUUGAUGUUAAAAAGGGAGGUAGGGGGUUAAUAUAUAUAUAUACAUAUAUAUAUAUACAUACACAUAUAUAUAUUUUUGUAAAUAAACAGGAGCUGAGUUUUCAUCUUUA
Pteropus alecto (black flying fox) is the source of this 3432-nucleotide messenger RNA. It is a transcript of the gene EPHA1, whose product is annotated as EPH receptor A1. The coding region runs from base 356 to 3187 and encodes 943 amino acids. The transcript is spliced from 18 exons. Gene Ontology annotation, biological process: axon guidance; protein phosphorylation; cell surface receptor protein tyrosine kinase signaling pathway. The record is from RefSeq and is a predicted model, not a curated record. Lineage: Eukaryota; Metazoa; Chordata; Mammalia; Chiroptera; Pteropodidae. Gene Ontology annotation, molecular function: ATP binding; transmembrane-ephrin receptor activity; protein binding. Gene Ontology annotation, cellular component: neuron projection; plasma membrane.